CCGGCUUCUCCUGAGUUAUGCUCCUCUUCAAAGCUCAAAUACAGAUCCAACUAUGAGCCCACAGAGGGAGACGGCUAAAAAAUGACAGAACAACAAAUGGCUUCUUCUGAAAGGAGCCUAUGUAUCCAGGCUGAUGAUGACCUGAAGUCUAUGUUUGUUGGCACAGUGAUGAGAAAAAUCAAGUCUCGCACAUGGAAAAAGCAUCGUUAUUUUCGUCUACAAGAAGACUGCAUGACUAUCUGGUACAAGAGCAAGAAAGCAGUAAAUGUUUGGCAACUCAUCGAUAACCUGGAGAACAUGGGGCAGAGAGAGAAACUAGACCAAUGGAUCUGUGAUUGGUUUAAAAAGGCAGACAAAAACAGAGAUGGACGGAUGAACUUUAAGGAGGUCCGAGAUCUGUUGAAGAUGAUGAAUGUGGACAUGAACGAGCAUCACGCUCUUCGUCUCUUCACGAUGGCAGACAAGUCUCAAUCAGGAACUCUUGAAGAUGAUGAGUUCGUGCUGUUCUAUAAGAUGUUGACUCAGCGUGAGGACGUCCUGCGAGUGUUUCAGGAAUAUUCGGGCGAUGGGCAGAAGUUAACACUCCAAGAUCUGAAAGAUUUCUUACGGGAGGAGCAGCUACACGAGGACGGAGUUCAGCAGUAUGCACUAAAACUCAUUGAACGCUAUGAACCUUCAGACACGGCAAGAAUGCUACAAGCGAUGACGUUUGAUGGUUUUCUGAUGUACCUGACCUCACCAGAAGGCUCUAUCUUCAACCCUUCUAUGGUGGAACUCUACCAGGACAUGACUCAGCCUCUUUGUCAUUACUUCAUAUCGUCUUCUCAUAACACAUACCUUUUGGAAGACCAAAUCAGAGGACACAGCAGUGUGGAAGGCUAUAUACGAGCACUGAAACGUGGCUGUCGAUGUGUAGAAGUGGACUGCUGGGAUGGACCAAAUGGAGAUCCAAUUGUCUACCAUGGACACACGUUCACCUCCAAGAUAUUCUUCAAGGAUGUUGUCACUGUGCUGGGCAACUAUGCAUUUAAAGCAUCGCAGUACCCUGUCAUCCUGUCCAUUGAGAACCACUGCAGUGUAGAGCAGCAGAAAGUCAUGGCCCAACACCUCACCCAGAUCCUGGGAGACAAGCUGCUGAAAAGCCCUUUAGAUGGAAAGAUUCUCAUCGGCCUCCCAUCUCCUGAGGAUCUGAAAGGGAAGAUUCUGUUGAAAGGAAAGAAGAUAGGUGGAUUAGAGGAUGGCAUGAAUGGGGUGGUGGAUGACGCUUUGAUGGGAGUAGUGAGCGACGAAGAGGAGACUGCUGAAAUUGACGAUGACCAUCAUCGCAAUGACAGCAUACGGCAUAGAGUCAAGGCGUGGUGGUGUAAGGUCCAUGAAUUGGCCCAACGGAGGUAUCCAAUGGUGGAUGAAGUGUUCCCUUCCCUUCCCUUCCCAGUUGCUCUGAACUUUCAGACCGCAGGGGUUGAGAUGGAUCAGAACGAUGGCUUAUUCAGUCAGAAUGGACAUUGUGGCUACAUACUGAAACCAGCAUUCAUGCGCAACAUUGAUGAGAGGUUUGACCCAGAAAACCCCCAAAAUGACGGUUACAAGCCGCUUAGCCUGUCUAUUCAGGUAAUCAGCGGCCAACAGCUUCCCAAGGUAAACAUCAAGGAGGGCUCAAUCAUUGAUCCCCUCGUUCGGGUGGAAAUUCACGGCGUACCACUGGACCAGGCCAAGCAGGAAACCAGAUAUAUUGACAACAACGGUUUUAACCCAGCAUGGUACGAUACGCUUCAGUUCACAAUUCACGUCCCUGAAUUAGCGCUGGUACGGUUUGUCGUGGAGGACUAUGAUAAAACAUCAAAGAAUGACUUUGUGGGACAGUUCACUCUCCCUUUCACCUGUAUUCAGCCAGGAUAUCGUCACAUUCAUCUCCUGUCUAAGGACGGCACUGGCAUACCUCCUUCCUCGCUAUUUGUUAAUGUCCGGAUAACUAAACUAACGUAAACUGACUUAAUUUAAAGUUGUCUUGCACUGACACGUGCACAAAAGAAACAAAAAAAUGCAACAAUUUCAAGUC
Molecule: messenger RNA, 2059 nt
Organism: Sinocyclocheilus rhinocerous
Lineage: Eukaryota; Metazoa; Chordata; Actinopteri; Cypriniformes; Cyprinidae
Product: 1-phosphatidylinositol 4,5-bisphosphate phosphodiesterase delta-4-like
Exons: 15
Coding region: 82-1986 (634 amino acids)
Biological process (GO): lipid metabolic process; intracellular signal transduction
Cellular component (GO): plasma membrane
Molecular function (GO): phosphatidylinositol-4,5-bisphosphate phospholipase C activity; calcium ion binding
Source: RefSeq, a predicted model, not a curated record